Messenger RNA from Gallus gallus (chicken), 2887 nucleotides. Its product is annotated as SID1 transmembrane family member 2-like. NCBI's taxonomy places the organism in Eukaryota, Metazoa, Chordata, Aves, Galliformes, Phasianidae. The record is from RefSeq and is a predicted model, not a curated record. Gene Ontology annotation, cellular component: membrane.
UUUGGUGGAGAAUGCGGGCAGCAGAAGAAGAAAGGGCUUCUGGCUGCCAUGGACUCGCCCAGCCUGAACACAGGACAUGCCCACAGCAUCCCAGACUCCUUCCUUGGGCAUACUCCCUACAUGGGCUGCGGGUACGGCUCCUUUGAGAAUGGCUCUUCCUGCAGGACUGAGGCCAUCACGGACAGCAUGGGCUCUGCAGACGUGUCCUACGGAUAUGUGGGAGAGCGGUCGCUGGAGAACGUGGCUAGCCAGCCGCGCCUGGACUCACUGAGCUCAGUUGAGGAGGAUGACUACGACAUGCUGGCCAACACUGAUUACGACAAGAACGUCAUCCGCACCAAGCAAUACCUCUGCAUGGCCAACCUGGCCCGCAAGGACAAGCGGGUGCUGUGGAAGAAAUACCAGAUCUACUUCUGGAACAUUGCCACCAUUGCUGUGUUCUAUGGGCUGCCUGUCGUCCAACUCGUCAUCACCUACCAGACAGUGGUGAAUGUCACCGGCAACCAGGCUAUCUGCUAUUACAACUUCCUGUGUGCCCAUCCGCUGGGGAACCUCAGUGCCUUCAACAACAUCAUCAGCAACCUGGGCUACGUGCUGCUGGGCUUGCUCUUCCUGCUCAUCAUCCUGCAGCGGGAGAUCAACUACAACCGGGCUCUCAUGUGCAAUGACUCACAUGCCCUGGAGUGUGGCAUCCCCAAGCACUUUGGGCUCUUCUAUGCCAUGGGCACGGCGCUGAUGAUGGAGGGGCUGCUCAGUGCCUGCUGCCACGUCUGCCCCAACUACACCAACUUCCAGUUUGACACCUCCUUCAUGUAUAUGAUUGCUGGGCUCUGCAUGCUGAAGCUGUACCAGAAGAGGCACCUCGACAAAGCCAGUGCCUACAGCGCCUAUGCCUGUCUGGCUGUUGUCAUCUUCUUCUCUGUCAUUGGUGUGGUCUUUGGCAAAGGCAACAUGGUCUUCUGGAUCAUCUUCUCUGUCAUGCACAUCAUGGCCACAUUGCUGCUGAGCACCCAGCUCUACUACAUGGGGCACUGGAAGCUCGACACGGGCAUCCUGUGCAGGAUCCUUCACGUGAUGUACACAGACUGCGUCCGGCAGUGCAGUGGCCCCAUGUACGUUGACCGAAUGGUGCUUUUGGUUAUGGGAAACAUCAUCAACUGGUCCCUUGCUGCCUACGGGCUCCUCAUACACCCCAAUGACUUCGCUUCCUACUUGCUGGCCAUCGGCAUCUGCAACCUGCUCCUCUACUUUGCCUUCUACAUCAUCAUGAAGCUCCACAGCGGUGAAUGCAUCAAACUCAUCCCCGUGCUCUGUACCAUCGGCACCUCCGUGGUCUGGGGCUUUGCACUCUUCUUCUUCUUCCAGGGGCUCAGCGCCUGGCAGAAAACAACAGCGGAAUCCCGGGAGCACAACCGUGACUGCAUCCUGCUCAACUUCUUUGAUGACCAUGACAAGAAAGUAAGUAGAAGGGCAGUCAAAAUGAUUAAAUAAAUGGCCAGCUAUCAAAUGAGAAAUUCGGAGAACAGGAGAUCGAGUACUUGAUACAGUUAAAAUUUGCAAUAUCUUGAAGGUGAAUCAUGCAUAACUGUUAUGUACCAAACUGUACAGUAUUAGGACUAAAGGGUAUUCAGUCAGGCUUGUAGGAGUCUGAUUUAAAACAUGGAAAUGAAAACAUCUCUGACAGAGUGAUUAGUGAACAUCUGGAACUUGCUAUUGCAGAAGAUCGUUAAAGCAGACACCAUCAGUCAAAAACUCAUUAGACUCAUGUUCUCCCUAGAUGUAAUCUCCUAUUACCAUUUCUAAAAGACGUAAUACUGAGCUGGAUUGAUCCUUUAUGCAUUUGUAUGUUAAAUGGAGAAAAUGAAACAAUUCACCAAAACCAAAUGAAAGUAUGCUUAAUAGUAUAUUCAGAGUUUUGUGCUCUGGGAGUUAGGAACAUCCAAUCCAUUCUAUUAAUCCAGGGAACUGGAUAUAUGUUAAGAAUUUUUCAGGGGAUCCACUGGAAGUGUUAGGAAUCCAUUAAUCGAAUGACCAACAGCCUUCCAAAGUUUUGUGAGGUGGUAUACAACCUCAUUUGGGGUCAGGGAAUUAGAGAAAAUGUCAAUAUUUUAGCCGCUAUGGAACAAAUAGAGAAUGCAACCACAAGAGCCCCAGAAAAUCUGCAAGUAGAAGUUUAAUCUCCCUAAGCAAGGUAGUGUUACAGAACCGAGUAGCCCUAGACCUAUUAGCAGCUAAAGGAGGAGGUGCAGGUUCACUAAUUAAUGCUAGUUGUUGUGCCUAUGUCAAAAAAGAAAAAGGUAGAAACCAAUAUGCAAGCAAUCUGGGAAAAGAGCCGUCUAUUACAUCAGGUAGCCCAGGAUGAUACUUCAUUUGGGUUUACAGACACAUGGAAUAAACUCACUAGCUGGCCCCUUGGCUAAAGCAACUGUUUGUAGCAUGGUUAUACUAAUUAUCUUUGUAGUGUUAACUUGCAUAUUUGUACAGCCCUCUCUCUGGUGCUGUUGGAAAUGGCCUAGAUGAUUAUGCCACCUUUUGGUGGAAGAGACAUUGUAUGAACCACCAGGUGGAAACAGGAAAAUACUGCAAGAAUGGACAGUGGGGUACUGCAAGCAAAAGUAUUGGUUUAGGUUAUUGAAAAGGGGAGUUUGAAUCAUGAGAACAGCUUUUCUAUAUUGUGAGAACAGCCUUUGGCAUAACGUGAGCAGAUAUAAACUGAAUGACAGAGGCUUGCGUAAAUGUCAGCUCAAGAACAGAAUGCAGGAGAGGCCACAGAGCUUGUGAUUGAGUGAAGAAGGUAGAAUAGUUGUUCUGUUGUUGAAGAUAAAAUGGCAGAAGAGAUGACUCAGCUCAAUGUAACAUCAGUGUGAACCAGUUUGGGUUACCCCCU